AUGCCUUCAGAGACACCCCAAGCAGAAGGAGACUCUGCAGGGUGUCCCCACAUCGUAGGGGUGCACUCAGGGAAAGGAAGCCUGGAGAGGGGGCCUUCAGUAGACAAGGAGCGCCUGUGGAUCCGGCCUGAUGUCCCAAGCAGGUGCACCUGGCAGCUGGGCAGGCCUAUUGCCGACUCUCCACAUCACCACACCACCCUGACGAAAUUGCCAAAAGUCUUGCCAGAUAUUCUGAGGAAAAUCGGGAACACCCCCAUGGUCAGAAUCAACAAGAUCGGGAGGAAUGCCGGCCUGAAGUGUGAGCUCUUGGCCAAGUGUGAGUUCUUCAAUGCGGGUGGGAGCGUGAAGGACCGUAUCAGCCUGCGGAUGGUGGAGGAUGCCGAGCGAGAUGGGAUCCUGAAACCUGGGGACACCAUCAUCGAGCCGACCUCUGGGAACACAGGGAUCGGGCUGGCCCUGGCCGCAGCUGUGAAGGGCUAUCGCUGCAUCAUCGUCAUGCCUGAGAAGAUGAGCAUGGAGAAGGUGGACGUCCUGCGGGCUUUGGGCGCGGAGAUCGUGAGGACGCCCACCAAUGCCAGGUUUGACUCCCCCGAGUCCCACGUGGGGGUGGCAUGGCGACUGAAGAAUGAAAUCCCCAAUUCUCACAUAUUAGACCAGUACCGCAACGCCAGCAAUCCUCUGGCUCACUAUGACACCACCGCCGAGGAGAUCCUGCAGCAGUGUGAUGGGAAGCUGGACAUGCUGGUGGCUUCGGCUGGCACAGGUGGUACCAUCACGGGCAUCGCCAGGAAGCUGAAGGAGAAGUGUCCUGGGUGCAAGAUCAUUGGGGUGGAUCCUGAAGGGUCCAUCCUCGCAGAGCCGGAGGAGCUGAACCAGACAGAGCAGACGGCCUACGAGGUGGAGGGAAUUGGCUAUGACUUCAUUCCCACGGUGCUGGACAGGAAGGUAGUGGACAAGUGGUUCAAGAGCAACGAUGAGGAAUCCUUCGCCUUUGCCCGAUUGUUGAUCUCACAGGAAGGACUGCUGUGCGGUGGCAGCUCCGGCAGCGCCAUGGCCGUGGCUGUGAAGGCCGCUCAGGAGCUGCAGGAGGGUCAGCGCUGUGUGGUCAUCCUGCCUGACUCCGUGAGGAAUUACAUGUCUAAGUUUCUGAGUGACAAGUGGAUGUUGCAGAAGGGCUUCAUGAAAGAGGAGGACCUCUCUGUGAACAGACCCUGGUGGUGGCACCUGCGUGUUCAGGAGCUGAGCUUGUCAGCCCCGCUGACUGUGCUGCCCACGGUCACCUGUGAACACACCAUCGCCAUCCUCCGCGAGAAGGGAUUUGACCAGGCACCCGUGGUCAACGAGUCAGGGGCCAUCCUAGGGAUGGUGACUCUUGGAAACAUGCUGUCGUCCCUGCUGGCUGGGAAGGUGCAGCCAUCCGACCAAGUCCACAAAGUCCUCUACAAGCAGUUCAAACCGAUCCGCCUGACGGACACGCUGGGCACACUCUCGCACAUCCUGGAGAUAGACCACUUUGCUCUGGUGGUCCACGAGCAGAUCCAGUCACGGGACCAGGCCUGGUCAGGAGUGGUGGGGGGGCCUGCAGACCACAGCAAUGGCCAGGCCAGCGAGCGGCAGAUGGUGUUUGGGGUUGUCACUGCCAUUGACCUGCUGAACUUUGUGGCAGCCCGCGAGCAGGACCAGAAGUAA
Messenger RNA from Castor canadensis (American beaver), 1689 nucleotides. Lineage: Eukaryota; Metazoa; Chordata; Mammalia; Rodentia; Castoridae. The record is from RefSeq and is a predicted model, not a curated record.